ACACACUUUUCACCAUCUUCCUUUCUAUUUAUACCAUAACCUUGUCUCAACUACGUCCCAUUACGGACCCUCUAAUUUGUUUCUCUAUUUUCUCCUCCAUUACUAUUUGAGCAACGUAACUAACUAGCUAGAAGCACAAUAUAAUUUGCUAUGGGAAGAACACCUUGUUGUGAGAAGAAUAAUGGUCUCAAAAAAGGACCAUGGACAACUGAGGAAGAUCAGAAACUCAUUGAUUACAUUCAGAAACAUGGUUAUGGCAAUUGGAGGACACUCCCAAAGAAUGCUGGUUUGCAAAGAUGUGGCAAAAGUUGUCGUCUCCGUUGGACAAACUAUCUCCGACCAGAUAUAAAACGUGGUCGGUUUUCAUUUGAAGAGGAAGAGACAAUUAUUCAGCUACAUAGCAUUCUUGGCAACAAGUGGUCUGCAAUUGCAUCUCGAUUACCAGGAAGGACGGACAAUGAAAUAAAAAACUAUUGGAACACACACAUUAGGAAAAGGCUUUUGAGAAUGGGAAUUGAUCCAGUAACACAUACUCCUAGACUUGACUUAUUGGACCUCUCUUCUAUUCUAUGUUCAUCUCUCUAUGCUAGUAGUAGUAACUCAUCAUCUCAAAUUAACAACUUCCAAAAUCAACAACCUUUGCUCAAUCCUGACCUUCUAAACUUAGCUUCCUCGUUCUUCCAACAUCAACAAGAUUAUAAUAAUCCUCAAAUACAGAACCAAGUUCCACUUUCACAUUUUCUCCAAUUUCAAGACCAACUUCCACAAGUAAAUUCCAAUGUUAUUACUACCACAUUCACUACCCCUUGUGUUUCUUCAUUGCCAAAUGUGGAUACAUAUACAUCAAAUUUCACCGACCUUAGUAAUUACCAACAAUAUUCUGUUCAUGAUAUUGAUUGCCACCAAAAUAAUGGGUUUGGUCUAAGUAACUUAAAAGAGGAGGAUUAUAUCCCUCAAUUAUCAAACUAUAAUAAUUAUUAUGGUUCUGAUAAUCAAAAUCUUAUGUACUAUCAAACUUCAAAUCAACUUCUAUCAACACCGUCAUCUUCUAGUCCCACACCUUUGAAUUCAAACUCCACGUGUAUCAUUGGGAGCAACACAGAAGAUGAGAGAGAAAGCUAUGAAAGUUGUAAUAGGUUGAAUUUUGAAAUCCCUGCACAUAUUUUAGAAGCGAAUGAUUUUAUGUAAUGUGUGCAAUUGGAUCCAUAAUCAUCAACAGUUAAAUCAACCAAACAGUUGAUUAUUUCACCCUCUGUUUUUGCUGGGAUAUAUAGCUACUGUCUAUCUAUGGAUCCUUUGGUGGGGCAUGUUGAUAUGUGUAACAUUUCCUAUAUUUUUAUUGAUUGAUAAAGUUUAUAUUUC
This is a messenger RNA of Medicago truncatula (barrel medic), 1362 nucleotides long. RefSeq names its product transcription factor MYB74. The transcript has 3 exons. The record is from RefSeq and is a predicted model, not a curated record. Lineage: Eukaryota; Viridiplantae; Streptophyta; Magnoliopsida; Fabales; Fabaceae. Bases 151 to 1188 code for a protein of 345 amino acids.